CAUCUCGGCACCACCCACAUGCCCAACUGAACCGCUGCUUUUAUUUAUACACCUCCUUGGCCUCUUGCAUCCGUUUGUUUUCCCUCUCUCUCCCCUCUAUAGUGCGAGCUUGUUUACUUGUUGAACCAAGAUCUCCUCCCCAUCUCUCUCAGUAAGUGCUGCGUUCUUCUCUUUUGAUCUUGUGAAACCUCCUAGAUCCAUCUCUUUGUUUCAUUUCUCCCUCGAGGAUUGAUUGAGCACACAUGAAGAGGCCCACCUGCAGAAGUUCCUCAGCAACCACAGAUCAACAAGACAUGGAGCGGCAAGGAGUCGACGUCCACGGCGCCGCGGCGGAGCGCGACGACGUCAUGACCGGAGCGUACGGCGAGGAGGAGGAGGACGACGACGAGGACCAGCUGGACGAGCUCACCGGGGGCCGCGGCGGCCUUGGGGAGAAGAAGCGGCGGCUGGCAGCGGAUCAGGUGCGCGCGCUGGAGCGGAGCUUCGAGGCGGACAACAAGCUGGACCCGGAGCGCAAGGCCCGCAUCGCGCGCGACCUCCGCCUCUACCCGCGCCAGGUAGCCGUCUGGUUCCAGAACCGCCGCGCGCGCUGGAAGACCAAGCAGAUCGAGCGCGACUUCGCCUCCCUCCGCGCGCGCCACGACGCCCUCCGCCUCGAGUGCGACGAGCUCCGCCGCGACAAGGACGCCCUCGCCGCCGAGAUAAGGGAGCUGAGGGAGAAGGCGGAAAAGCAGAUGGCUGUGAAGCUGGAGGCCGCGGAGGAGCUGUUGGGGUCGGCUGCCGCCGCCACCGCCGCUGCUGUCUACAAGGACGGGUCGACGGACAGCGACUCGAGCGCCGUGUUCAACGAGGAGGCGUCGCCGUACUCCGGCGGCGCGGCCUUCGACCACCAACACCUCCACUCGAGCUUCGCAGGGUUCACAUCAUUCUUGGCCUCCUCGAGUUCGCUGAGCUAUUCUUUCCCUUCCUUGUACCACGGGGGUUCGCAUUUGGACCAGGAAGCAGACAGGCUCCUCGGCGCCAGCGCCGCCGCCGACAGUUUCUUCGCGGAGGAGCAUGGCACCGGCCUCGGCAGCUGGUACGGCGGUGAAGGAUGGUAGAGAUGAGCUGUUGGCUGGCUGGAGACUUGGUGUCAGCCACGCUUGUAAAAUUAUGUCGCUGUACAUGCAUCCAUGGGGGGUAACUAUGUGCAGUCAAUUUCUAUAGUUUUUACUGGCUGGGGCACAAUAUCAUGUGGAGGGAGGAGACAGGUUAUUCCAUAUUUCCCGGUGGACUGUUACCUUCCUCUCAACUGUGUUCAUUCUUAAA
Molecule: messenger RNA, 1308 nt
Organism: Phragmites australis (common reed)
Lineage: Eukaryota; Viridiplantae; Streptophyta; Magnoliopsida; Poales; Poaceae
Product: homeobox-leucine zipper protein HOX8-like
Exons: 3
Coding region: 243-1100 (285 amino acids)
Biological process (GO): positive regulation of DNA-templated transcription
Cellular component (GO): nucleus
Molecular function (GO): sequence-specific DNA binding; DNA-binding transcription factor activity
Source: RefSeq, a predicted model, not a curated record